Molecule: messenger RNA, 14762 nt
Organism: Closterium sp. Yama58-4
Lineage: Eukaryota; Viridiplantae; Streptophyta; Zygnematophyceae; Desmidiales; Closteriaceae
Source: the annotation of a GenBank genome assembly
GCCGGUGGUCGGCGUGUUCGUGCACCAACGAGGCCGGUGGUCGGCGUGUUGAUGCACCAACGAGGCCGGUGGUCGGCGUGUUCGUGCACCAACGAGGCCGGUGGUCGGCGUGUUCGUGCACCAACGAGGCCGGUGGUCGGCGUGUUCGAUGCACCAACGAGGCCGGUGGUCGGCGUGUUCGUGCACCAACGAGGCCGGUGGUCGGCGUGUUCGAUGCACCAACGAGGCCGGUGGUCGGCGUGUUCGAUGCACCAACGAGGCAGCUGGUCCGCGUGUUCCAUGCACCAACGAGGCAGCUGGUCCGCGUGUUCGUUGCACCAACGAGGCAGCUGGUCCGCGUGUUCGUUGCACCAACGAGGCAGCUGGUCCGCGUGUUCGAUGCACCAACGAGGCAGCUGGUCCGCGUGUUCGAUGCACCAACGAGGCAGCUGGUCCGCGUGUUCGUUGCACCAACGAGGCAGCUGGUCCGCGUGUUCGAUGCACCAACGAGGCAGCUGGUCCGCGUGUUCGUUGCACCAACGAGGCAGCUGGUCCGCGUGUUCGUUGCACCAACGAGGCAGCUGGUCCGCGUGUUCGUUGCACCAACGAGGCAGCUGGUCCGCGUGUUCGUUGCACCAACGAGGCAGCUGGUCCGCGUGUUCGUUGCACCAACGAGGCAGCUGGUCCGCGUGUUCGUUGCACCAACGAGGCAGCUGGUCCGCGUGUUCGUUGCACCAACGAGGCAGCUGGUCCGCGUGUUCGUUGCACCAACGAGGCAGCUGGUCCGCGUGUUCGUUGGACCAACGAGGCAGCUGGUCCGCGUGUUCGUUGCACCAACGAGGCAGCUGGUCCGCGUGUUCGUUGGACCAACGAGGCAGCUGGUCCGCGUGUUCGUUGGACCAACGAGGCAGCUGGUCCGCGUGUUCGUUGCACCAACGAGGCAGCUGGUCCGCGUGUUCGUUGGACCAACGAGGCAGCUGGUCCGCGUGUUCGUUGGACCAACGAGGCAGCUGGUCCGCGUGUUCGUUGGACCAACGAGGCAGCUGGUCCGCGUGUUCGUUGGACCAACGAGGCAGCUGGUCCGCGUGUUCGUUGGACCAACGAGGCAGCUGGUCCGCGUGUUCGUUGGACCAACGAGGCAGCUGGUCCGCGUGUUCGUUGGACCAACGAGGCAGCUGGUCCGCGUGUUCGUUGGACCAACGAGGCAGCUGGUCCGCGUGUUCGUUGGACCAACGAGGCAGCUGGUCCGCGUGUUCGUUGGACCAACGAGGCAGCUGGUCCGCGUGUUCGUUGGACCAACGAGGCAGCUGGUCCGCGUGUUCGUUGGACCAACGAGGCAGCUGGUCCGCGUGUUCGUUGGACCAACGAGGCAGCUGGUCCGCGUGUUCGUUGGACCAACGAGGCAGCUGGUCCGCGUGUUCGUUGGACCAACGAGGCAGCUGGUCCGCGUGUUCGUUGGACCAACGAGGCAGCUGGUCCGCGUGUUCGUUGGACCAACGAGGCAGCUGGUCCGCGUGUUCGUUGGACCAACGAGGCAGCUGGUCCGCGUGUUCGUUGGACCAACGAGGCAGCUGGUCCGCGUGUUCGUUGGACCAACGAGGCAGCUGGUCCGCGUGUUCGUUGGACCAACGAGGCAGCUGGUCCGCGUGUUCGUUGGACCAACGAGCCAGCUGGUCCGCGUGUUCGUUGGACCAACGAGGCAGCUGGUCCGCGUGUUCGUUGGACCAACGAGGCAGCUGGUCCGCGUGUUCGUUGGACCAACGAGCCAGCUGGUCCGCGUGUUCGUUGGACCAACGAGCCAGCUGGUCCGCGUGUUCGUUGGACCAACGAGGCAGCUGGUCCGCGUGUUCGUUGGACCAACGAGGCAGCUGGUCCGCGUGUUCGUUGGACCAACGAGGCAGCUGGUCCGCGUGUUCGUUGGACCAACGAGCCAGCUGGUCCGCGUGUUCGUUGGACCAACGAGCCAGCUGGUCCGCGUGUUCGUUGGACCAACGAGCCAGCUGGUCCGCGUGUUCGUUGGACCAACGAGCCAGCUGGUCCGCGUGUUCGUUGGACCAACGAGCCAGCUGGUCCGCGUGUUCGUUGGACCAACGAGCCAGCUGGUCCGCGUGUUCGUUGGACCAACGAGCCAGCUGGUCCGCGUGUUCGUUGGACCAACGAGCCAGCUGGUCCGCGUGUUCGUUGGACCAACGAGCCAGCUGGUCCGCGUGUUCGUUGGACCAACGAGCCAGCUGGUCCGCGUGUUCGUUGGACCAACGAGCCAGCUGGUCCGCGUGUUCGUUGGACCAACGAGCCAGCUGGUCCGCGUGUUCGUUGGACCAACGAGCCAGCUGGUCCGCGUGUUCGUUGGACCAACGAGCCAGCUGGUCCGCGUGUUCGUUGGACCAACGAGCCAGCUGGUCCGCGUGUUCGUUGGACCAACGAGGCAGCUGGUCCGCGUGUUCGUUGGACCAACGAGGCAGCUGGUCCGCGUGUUCGUUGGACCAACGAGGCAGCUGGUCCGCGUGUUCGUUGGACCAACGAGCCAGCUGGUCCGCGUGUUCGUUGGACCAACGAGGCAGCUGGUCCGCGUGUUCGUUGGACCAACGAGGCAGCUGGUCCGCGUGUUCGUUGGACCAACGAGGCAGCUGGUCCGCGUGUUCGUUGGACCAACGAGCCAGCUGGUCCGCGUGUUCGUUGGACCAACGAGGCAGCUGGUCCGCGUGUUCGUUGGACCAACGAGGCAGCUGGUCCGCGUGUUCGUUGGACCAACGAGCCAGCUGGUCCGCGUGUUCGUUGGACCAACGAGCCAGCUGGUCCGCGUGUUCGUUGGACCAACGAGCCAGCUGGUCCGCGUGUUCGUUGGACCAACGAGCCAGCUGGUCCGCGUGUUCGUUGGACCAACGAGCCAGCUGGUCCGCGUGUUCGUUGGACCAACGAGCCAGCUGGUCCGCGUGUUCGUUGGACCAACGAGCCAGCUGGUCCGCGUGUUCGUUGGACCAACGAGCCAGCUGGUCCGCGUGUUCGUUGGACCAACGAGCCAGCUGGUCCGCGUGUUCGUUGGACCAACGAGCCAGCUGGUCCGCGUGUUCGAUGGACCAACGAGCCAGCUGGUCCGCGUGUUCGAUGGACCAACGAGCCAGCUGGUCCGCGUGUUCGAUGGACCAACGAGCCAGCUGGUCCGCGUGUUCGAUGGACCAACGAGCCAGCUGGUCCGCGUGUUCGAUGGACCAACGAGCCAGCUGGUCCGCGUGUUCGAUGGACCAACGAGCCAGCUGGUCCGCGUGUUCGAUGGACCAACGAGCCAGCUGGUCCGCGUGUUCGAUGGACCAACGAGCCAGCUGGUCCGCGUGUUCGAUGGACCAACGAGCCAGCUGGUCCGCGUGUUCGAUGGACCAACGAGCCAGCUGGUCCGCGUGUUCGAUGGACCACCGAGCCAGCUGGUCCGCGUGUUCGAUGGACCACCGAGCCAGCUGGUCCACGUGUUCGAUGGACCAACAAGCCAGCUGGUCCACGUGUUCGAUGGACCAACAAGCCAGCUGGUCCACGUGUUCGAUGGACCAACAAGCCAGCUGGUCCACGUGUUCGAUGGACCAACAAGCCAGCUGGUCCGCGUGUUCGAUGGACCAACAAGCCAGCUGGUCCGCGUGUUCGAUGGACCAACAAGCCAGCUGGUCCGCGUGUUCGAUGGACCAACAAGCCAGCUGGUCCGCGUGUUCGAUGGACCAACAAGCCAGCUGGUCCGCGUGUUCGAUGGACCAACAAGCCAGCUGGUCCGCGUGUUCGAUGGACCAACAAGCCAGCUGGUCCGCGUGUUCGAUGGACCAACAAGCCAGCUGGUCCGCGUGUUCGAUGGACCAACAAGCCAGCUGGUCCGCGUGUUCGAUGGACCAACAAGCCAGCUGGUCCGCGUGUUCGAUGGACCAACAAGCCAGCUGGUCCGCGUGUUCGAUGGACCAACAAGCCAGCUGGUCCGCGUGUUCGAUGGACCAACAAGCCAGCUGGUCCGCGUGUUCGAUGGACCAACAAGCCAGCUGGUCCGCGUGUUCGAUGGACCAACAAGCCAGUUGGUCCCCGUGUUCGUUGGACCAACAAGCCAGUUGGACCAACUGGCUAGUUGGUCCACGCGUUCGAUGGACCAACAAGCCAGUUGGUCCACGCGUUCGAUGGACCAACAAGCCAGUUGGUCCACGCGUUCGAUGGACCAACAAGCCAGUUGGUCCACGCGUUCGAUGGACCAACAAGCCAGUUGGUCCACGCGUUCGAUGGACCAACAAGCCAGUUGGUCCACGCGUUCGUUGGACCAACAAGCCAGUUGGUCCACGCGUUCGAUGGACCAACAAGCCAGUUGGUCCACGCGUUCGAUGGACCAACAAGCCAGUUGGUCCACGCGUUCGAUGGACCAACAAGCCAGUUGGUCCACGCGUUCGAUGGACCAACAAGCCAGUUGGUCCACGCGUUCGAUGGACCAACACAACAGUUGGUCCACGCGUUCGAUGGACCAACAAGCCAGUUGGUCCACGCGUUCGAUGGACCAACAAGCCAGUUGGUCCACGCGUUCGAUGGACCAACAACCAACAAGCCAGUUGGUCCACGCGUUCGAUGGACCAACAAGCCAGUUGGUCCACGCGUUCGAUGGACCAACAAGCCAGUUGGUCCACGCGUUCGAUGGACCAACAACCAACAAGCCAGUUGGUCCACGCCCAGCUGGUCCACGCGUUCCAUCACCCCGCCCCAUUCUCCCGCUUUCCAUCACCCCGCCCCAUUCUCCCGCUUUCCAUCACCCCGCCCCAUUCUCCCUCUUUCCAUCACCCCGCUCCAUUCUCCCGCUUUCCAUCACCCCUCCCCAUUCUCCCGCUUUCCAUGACCCCGCCCCAUUCUCCCGCUUUCCAUCACCCCGCCCCAUUCUCCCGCUUUCCAUCACCCCGCCCCAUUCUCCCGCUUUCCAUCACCCCGCCCCAUUCUCCCUCUUUCCAUCACCCCGCUCCAUUCUCCCGCCUUCCAUCACCCCGCCCCAUUCUCCCUCUUUCCAUCACCCCGCCCCAUUCUCCCGCUUUCCAUCACCCCGCCCCAUUCUUCCUGCUUCCAUCACCCCGCCCCAUUCUGCCUUUUUCCAUCACCCCGCCCCAUUCUCCCUCCUUCCAUCACCCCGCCCCAUUCUCCCGUUUUCCAUCACCUCGCCCCAUUCUCCCGCUUUCCAUCACCCCGCCCCAUUCUCCCGCUUUCCAUCACCCCGCCCCAUUCUCCCUCCUUCCAUCACCCCGCCCCAUUCUCCCGUUUUCCAUCACCUCGCCCCAUUCUCCCGCUUUCCAUCACCUCGCCCCAUUCUCCCUCUUUCCAUCACCCCGCCCCAUACUCCCGCUUUCCAUCACCCCACCCCAUUCUCCCUCUUUCCAUCACCCCGCCCCAUUCUCCCACUUUCCAUCACCCCGCCCCAUUCUCCCUCUUUCCAUCACCCCGCCCCAUUCUCCCGCUUUCCAUCACCUCGCCCCAUUCUCCCUCUUUCCAUCACCCCGCACCAUUCUCCCUCUUUCCAUCACCCCGCCCCAUUCUCCUGCUUUCCAUCACCCCGCCCUAUUCUCCCGCUUUCCAUCAACCCGCCCCAUUCUCCCGCUUUCCAUCACGCCGCCCCAUUCUCCCGCUUUCCAUCACCCCGCCCCAUUCUCCCGCUUUCCAUCACCCCGCCCCAUUCUCCCGCUUUCCAUCACCCGCCCCAUUCUCCCGCUUUCCAUCACUCCGCCCCAUUCUCCCGCUUUCCAUCACCCGCCCCAUUCUCCCGCUUUCCAUCACCCCGCCCCAUUCUCCCGCUUUCCAUCACCCCGCCCCAUUCUCCCACUUUCCAUCACCCUGCCCCAUUCUCCCUCUUUCCAUCACCCCGCCUCAUUCUCCCGCUUUCCAUCACCCCGCCCCAUUCUCCCGCUUUCCAUCACCCCGCCCCAUUCUCCCGCUUUCCAUCACCCCCCCCCCCAUUCUCCCUCUUUCCAUCACCUCGCCCCAUUCUCCCGCUUUCCAUCACCCCUCCCCAUUCUCCCGCUUUCCAUCACCCCGUCCCAUUCUCCCGCUUUCCAUCACCCCACCCCAUUCUCCCGCUCUCCAUCACCCCGCCCCAUUCUCCCGAUUUCCAUCACCCCGCCCCAUUCUCCCGUUUUCCAUCACCCCGCCCCAUUCUCCCGCUUUCCAUCACCCCGCCCUAUUCUCCCGCUUUCCAUCACCCGCCCCAUUCUCCCUCUUUCCAUCACCCCGCCUCAUUCUCCCGCUUUCCAUCACCCCGCCCUAUUCUCCCGCUUUCCAUCACCCCGCCCCAUUCUCCCGCUUUCCAUCACCCCGCCCCAUUCUUCCGCUUUCCAUCACCCCGCCCCAUUCUCCCUCUUUCCAUCACCUCGCCCCAUUCUCCCGUUUUCCAUCACCCCCCCCAUUCUCCCCCUUUCCAUCACCCCGCCCCAUUCUCCCGCUUUCCAUCACCCCGCUCCAUUCUCCCGCCUUCCAUCACCCCGCCCCAUUCUCCCUCUUUCCAUCACCCCGCCCCAUUCUCCCGCUUUCCAUCACCCCGCCCCAUUCUUCCUUCUUCCAUCACCCCGCCCCAUUCUGCCUUUUUCCAUCACCCCGCCCCAUUCUCCCUGCUUCCAUCACCUCGCCCAUUCUCCCUCUUUCCAUCACCCCGCCUCAUUCUCCCGCUUCCAUCACCCCGCCCCGUUCUCCGCUUUCCAUCACCCCGCCCCAUUCUCCCGCUUUCCAUCACCCCGCCCCAUUCUUUCGCUUCCAUCACCCCGGCCCAUUCUCCCUCUUUCCAUCACCUCGCCCCAUUCUCCCGUUUUCCAUCACCCCUCCCCAUUCUCCCGCUUUUCAUCACCCCGCCCCAUUCUCCCGCUUUCCAUCACCCCGCUCCAUUCUCCCGCCUUCCAUCACCCCGCCCCAUUCUCCCUUUCCAUCACCCCGCCCCAUUCUCCCGCUUUCCAUCACCCCGCCCCAUUCUUCCUGCUUCCAUCACCCGCCCCAUUCUGCCUUUUUCCAUCACCCCGCCCCAUUCUCCCUGCUUCCAUCCCCCGCCCAUUCUCCCGCUUUCCAUCACCUCGCCCCAUUCUCCCGCUUUCCAUCACCCCGGCCCAUUCUCCCUCUUUCCAUCACCCCGCCCCAUUCUCCCUCCUUCCAUCACCCCGCCCCAUUCUCCCUCUUUCCAUCACCUCGCCCCAUUCUCCCGCUUUCCAUCACCUCGCCCCAUUCUCCCUCUUUCCAUCACCCGCCCCAUUCUCCCGCUUUCCAUCACCCCACCCCAUUCUCCCUCUUUCCAUCACCCCGCCCCAUUCUCCCACUUUCCAUCACCCCGCCCCAUUCUCCCUCUUUCCAUCACCCCGCCCCAUUCUCCCGCUUUCCAUCCAUCGCCUUGCCCCAUUCUCCCGCUUUCCAUCACCCCGCACCAUUCUCCCUCUUUCCAUCACCCCGCCCCAUUCUCCCGCUUUCCAUCACCCCGCCCUAUUCUCCCGCUUUCCAUCAACCCGCCCCAUUCUCCCGCUUUCCAUCACGCCGCCCCAUUCUCCCGCUUUCCAUCACCCCGGCCCAUUCUCCCGCUUUCCAUCACCCCGCCCCAUUCUCCCGCUUUCCAUCACCCUGCCCCAUUCUCCCGCUUUCCAUCACCCGCCCCAUUCUCCCGCUUUCCAUCACCCCGCCCCUUUCUCCCGCUUUCCAUCAUCCCGCCCAUUCUCCCGCUUUCCAUCACCCGCCCCAUUCUCCCUCUUUCCAUCACCCCGCCCCGUUCUCCCGCUUUCCAUCACCCCGCCCCAUUCUCCUGCUUUCCAUCACCCCGCCCCAUUCUCCCUCUUUCCAUCACCCCGCACAAUUCUCCCGCUUUCCAUCACCCCGCCCCAUUCUCCCUCUUCCAUCACCCCGCCCCUUCUCCCGCUUCCAUCACCCCGGCCAUUCUCUCACUUUUCCAUCACCCCGCCCCAUUCUCCCGCUUUCCAUCACCCCGCCCCAUUCUCCCUCUUUCCAUCACCCCGCCCCAUUCUCCCGCUUUCCAUCAACCCGCCCCAUUCUCCCUCUUUCCAUCACCCUGCCCCAUUCUCCCGCUUUCCAUCAGCCCGCCCCAUUCUCCCGCUUUCCAUCAGCCCGCACGAUUCUCCCGCUUUCCAUCACCCCGCACCAUUCUCCCGCUUUCCAUCACCCCUCCCCAUUCUCCCGCUUUCCAUCACCCCUCCCCAUUCUCCCGCUUUCCAUCACCCCGCCCCAUUCUGGUCCACGUGUUUGUUGGACCAACGAGCCAGUUGCUCCACGUGUUCGUUGGACCAACGAGCCAGUUGCUCCACGUGUUCGUUGGACCAACGAGCCAGGUGGUCGACGUGUUCGAUGGACCAACGAGCGAGGUGGUCGACGUGUUCGAUGGACCAACGAGCGAGGUGGUCGACGUGUUCGAUGGACCAACGAGCGAGGUGGUCGACGUGUUCGAUGGACCAACGAGCGAGGUGGUCGACGUGUUCGAUGGACCAACGAGCGAGGUGGUCGACGUGUUCGAUGGACCAACGAGCGAGGUGGUCGACGUGUUCGAUGGACCAACGAGCGAGGUGGUCGACGUGUUCGAUGGACCAACGAGCGAGGUGGUCGACGUGUUCGAUGGACCAACGAGCGAGGUGGUCGACGUGUUCGAUGGACCAACGAGCGAGGUGGUCGACGUGUUCGAUGGACCAACGAGCGAGGUGGUCGACGUGUUCGAUGGACCAACGAGGCCGGUGGUCGGCGUGUUCGAUGGACCAACGAGGCCGGUGGUCGGCGUGUUCGAUGGACCAACGAGGCCGGUGGUCGGCGUGUUCGAUGGACCAACGAGGCCGGUGGUCGGCGUGUUCGAUGGACCAACGAGGCCGGUGGUCGGCGUGUUCGAUGGACCAACGAGGCCGGUGGUCGGCGUGUUCGAUGGACCAACGAGGCCGGUGGUCGGCGUGUUCGAUGGACCAACGAGGCCGGUGGUCGGCGUGUUCGAUGGACCAACGAGGCCGGUGGUCGGCGUGUUCGAUGGACCAACGAGGCCGGUGGUCGGCGUGUUCGAUGGACCAACGAGGCCGGUGGUCGGCGUGUUCGAUGGACCAACGAGGCCGGUGGUCGGCGUGUUCGAUGGACCAACGAGGCCGGUGGUCGGCGUGUUCGAUGGACCAACGAGGCCGGUGGUCGGCGUGUUCGAUGGACCAACGAGGCCGGUGGUCGGCGUGUUCGAUGGACCAACGAGGCCGGUGGUCGGCGUGUUCGAUGGACCAACGAGGCCGGUGGUCGGCGUGUUCGAUGGACCAACGAGGCCGGUGGUCGGCGUGUUCGAUGGACCAACGAGGCCGGUGGUCGGCGUGUUCGAUGGACCAACGAGGCCGGUGGUCGGCGUGUUCGAUGGACCAACGAGGCCGGUGGUCGGCGUGUUCGAUGGACCAACGAGGCCGGUGGUCGGCGUGUUCGAUGGACCAACGAGGCCGGUGGUCGGCGUGUUCGAUGGACCAACGAGGCCGGUGGUCGGCGUGUUCGAUGGACCAACGAGGCCGGUGGUCGGCGUGUUCGAUGGACCAACGAGGCCGGUGGUCGGCGUGUUCGAUGGACCAACGAGGCCGGUGGUCGGCGUGUUCGAUGGACCAACGAGGCCGGUGGUCGGCGUGUUCGAUGGACCAACGAGGCCGGUGGUCGGCGUGUUCGAUGGACCAACGAGGCCGGUGGUCGGCGUGUUCGAUGGACCAACGAGGCCGGUGGUCGGCGUGUUCGAUGGACCAACGAGGCCGGUGGUCGGCGUGUUCGAUGGACCAACGAGGCCGGUGGUCGGCGUGUUCGAUGCACCAACGAGGCCGGUGGUCGGCGUGUUCGAUGCACCAACGAGGCCGGUGGUCGGCGUGUUCGAUGCACCAACGAGGCCGGUGGUCGGCGUGUUCGAUGCACCAACGAGGCCGGUGGUCGGCGUGUUCGAUGCACCAACGAGGCCGGUGGUCGGCGUGUUCGAUGCACCAACGAGGCCGGUGGUCGGCGUGUUCGAUGCACCAACGAGGCCGGUGGUCGGCGUGUUCGAUGCACCAACGAGGCCGGUGGUCGGCGUGUUCGAUGCACCAACGAGGCCGGUGGUCGGCGUGUUCGAUGCACCAACGAGGCCGGUGGUCGGCGUGUUCGAUGCACCAACGAGGCCGGUGGUCGGCGUGUUCCGUGCACCAACGAGGCCGGUGGUCGGCGUGUUCGAUGCACCAACGAGGCCGGUGGUCGGCGUGUUCGAUGCACCAACGAGGCCGGUGGUCGGCGUGUUCCGUGCACCAACGAGGCCGGUGGUCGGCGUGUUCCGUGCACCAACGAGGCCGGUGGUCGGCGUGUUCCGUGCACCAACGAGGCCGGUGGUCGGCGUGUUCCGUGCACCAACGAGGCCGGUGGUCGGCGUGUUCGAUGCACCAACGAGGCCGGUGGUCGGCGUGUUCGUGCACCAACGAGGCCGGUGGUCGGCGUGUUCGUGCACCAACGAGGCCGCUGGUCGGCGUGUUCGUGCACCAACGAGGCCGCUGGUCGGCGUGUUCGAUGCACCAACGAGGCAGCUGGUCGGCGUGUUCCAUGCACCAACGAGGCAGCUGGUCGGCGUGUUCCAUGCACCAACGAGGCGCUGGUCGGCGUGUUCCAUGCACCAACGAGGCAGCUGGCAGCUGGUCCGCGUGUUCGUUGCACCAACGAGGCAGCUGGUCCGCGUGUUCGUUGCACCAACGAGGCAGCUGGUCCGCGUGUUCGUUGCACCAACGAGGCAGCUGGUCCGCGUGUUCGUUGCACCAACGAGGCAGCUGGUCCGCGUGUUCGUUGCACCAACGAGGCAGCUGGUCCGCGUGUUCGUUGCACCAACGAGGCAGCUGGUCCGCGUGUUCGUUGCACCAACGAGGCAGCUGGUCCGCGUGUUCGUUGCACCAACGAGGCAGCUGGUCCGCGUGUUCGUUGCACCAACGAGGCAGCUGGUCCGCGUGUUCGUUGCACCAACGAGGCAGCUGGUCCGCGUGUUCGUUGCACCAACGAGGCAGCUGGUCCGCGUGAUCGUUGCACCAACGAGGCAGCUGGUCCGCGUGUUCGUUGCACCAACGAGGCAGCUGGUCCGCGUGUUCGUUGGACCAACGAGGCAGCUGGUCCGCGUGUUCGUUGCACCAACGAGGCAGCUGGUCCGCGUGUUCGUUGGACCAACGAGGCAGCUGGUCCGCGUGUUCGUUGGACCAACGAGGCAGCUGGUCCGCGUGUUCGUUGGACCAACGAGGCAGCUGGUCCGCGUGUUCGUUGGACCAACGAGGCAGCUGGUCCGCGUGUUCGUUGGACCAACGAGGCAGCUGGUCCGCGUGUUCGUUGGACCAACGAGGCAGCUGGUCCGCGUGUUCGUUGGACCAACGAGGCAGCUGGUCCGCGUGUUCGUUGGACCAACGAGGCAGCUGGUCCGCGUGUUCGUUGGACCAACGAGGCAGCUGGUCCGCGUGUUCGUUGGACCAACGAGGCAGCUGGUCCGCGUGUUCGUUGGACCAACGAGGCAGCUGGUCCGCGUGUUCGUUGGACCAACGAGGCAGCUGGUCCGCGUGUUCGUUGGACCAACGAGGCAGCUGGUCCGCGUGUUCGUUGGACCAACGAGGCAGCUGGUCCGCGUGUUCGUUGGACCAACGAGGCAGCUGGUCCGCGUGUUCGUUGGACCAACGAGGCAGCUGGUCCGCGUGUUCGUUGGACCAACGAGGCAGCUGGUCCGCGUGUUCGUUGGACCAACGAGGCAGCUGGUCCGCGUGUUCGUUGGACCAACGAGGCAGCUGGUCCGCGUGUUCGUUGGACCAACGAGGCAGCUGGUCCGCGUGUUCGUUGGACCAACGAGGCAGCUGGUCCGCGUGUUCGUUGGACCAACGAGGCAGCUGGUCCGCGUGUUCGUUGGACCAACGAGGCAGCUGGUCCGCGUGUUCGUUGGACCAACGAGGCAGCUGGUCCGCGUGUUCGUUGGACCAACGAGGCAGCUGGUCCGCGUGUUCGUUGGACCAACGAGGCAGCUGGUCCGCGUGUUCGUUGGACCAACGAGGCAGCUGGUCCGCGUGUUCGUUGGACCAACGAGGCAGCUGGUCCGCGUGUUCGUUGGACCAACGAGGCAGCUGGUCCGCGUGUUCGUUGGACCAACGAGGCAGCUGGUCCGCGUGUUCGUUGGACCAACGAGGCAGCUGGUCCGCGUGUUUGUUGGACCAACAAGCCAGCUGGUCCGCGUGUUUGUUGGACCAACAAGCCAGCUGGUCCGCGUGUUUGUUGGACCAACAAGCCAGCUGGUCCGCGUGUUUGUUGGACCAACAAGCCAGCUGGUCCGCGUGUUUGUUGGACCAACAAGCCAGCUGGUCCGCGUGUUUGUUGGACCAACAAGCCAGCUGGUCCGCGUGUUUGUUGGACCAACAAGCCAGCUGGUCCGCGUGUUUGUUGGACCAACAAGCCAGCUGGUCCGCGUGUUUGUUGGACCAACAAGCCAGCUGGUCCGCGUGUUUGUUGGACCAACAAGCCAGCUGGUCCGCGUGUUUGUUGGACCAACAAGCCAGCUGGUCCGCGUGUUUGUUGGACCAACAAGCCAGCUGGUCCGCGUGUUUGUUGGACCAACAAGCCAGCUGGUCCGCGUGUUUGUUGGACCAACAAGCCAGCUGGUCCGCGUGUUUGUUGGACCAACAAGCCAGCUGGUCCGCGUGUUUGUUGGACCAACAAGCCAGCUGGUCCGCGUGUUUGUUGGACCAACAAGCCAGCUGGUCCGCGUGUUUGUUGGACCAACAAGCCAGCUGGUCCGCGUGUUUGUUGGACCAACAAGCCAGCUGGUCCGCGUGUUUGUUGGACCAACAAGCCAGCUGGUCCGCGUGUUUGUUGGACCAACAAGCCAGCUGGUCCGCGUGUUUGUUGGACCAACAAGCCAGCUGGUCCGCGUGUUUGUUGGACCAACAAGCCAGCUGGUCCGCGUGUUUGUUGGACCAACAAGCCAGCUGGUCCGCGUGUUUGUUGGACCAACAAGCCAGCUGGUCCGCGUGUUUGUUGGACCAACAAGCCAGCUGGUCCGCGUGUUUGUUGGACCAACAAGCCAGCUGGUCCGCGUGUUUGUUGGACCAACAAGCCAGCUGGUCCGCGUGUUUGUUGGACCAACAAGCCAGCUGGUCCGCGUGUUUGUUGGACCAACAAGCCAGCUGGUCCACGUGUUCGAUGGACCAACAAGCCAGCUGGUCCACGUGUUCGAUGGACCAACAAGCCAGCUGGUCCACGUGUUCGAUGGACCAACAAGCCAGCUGGUCCACGUGUUCGAUGGACCAACAAGCCAGCUGGUCCACGUGUUCGAUGGACCAACAAGCCAGCUGGUCCACGUGUUCGAUGGACCAACAAGCCAGCUGGUCCACGUGUUCGAUGGACCAACAAGCCAGCUGGUCCACGUGUUCGAUGGACCAACAAGCCAGCUGGUCCACGUGUUCGAUGGACCAACAAGCCAGCUGGUCCACGUGUUCGAUGGACCAACAAGCCAGCUGGUCCACGUGUUCGAUGGACCAACAAGCCAGCUGGUCCACGUGUUCGAUGGACCAACAAGCCAGCUGGUCCACGUGUUCGAUGGACCAACAAGCCAGCUGGUCCACGUGUUCGAUGGACCAACAAGCCAGCUGGUCCACGUGUUCGAUGGACCAACAAGCCAGCUGGUCCACGUGUUCGAUGGACCAACAAGCCAGCUGGUCCACGUGUUCGAUGGACCAACAAGCCAGCUGGUCCACGUGUUCGAUGGACCAACAAGCCAGCUGGUCCACGUGUUCGAUGGACCAACAAGCCAGCUGGUCCACGUGUUCGAUGGACCAACAAGCCAGCUGGUCCACGUGUUCGAUGGACCAACAAGCCAGCUGGUCCGCGUGUUCGAUGGACCAACAAGCCAGCUGGUCCGCGUGUUCGAUGGACCAACAAGCCAGCUGGUCCGCGUGUUCGAUGGACCAACAAGCCAGCUGGUCCGCGUGUUCGAUGGACCAACAAGCCAGCUGGUCCGCGUGUUCGAUGGACCAACAAGCCAGCUGGUCCGCGUGUUCGAUGGACCAACAAGCCAGCUGGUCCGCGUGUUUGUUGGACCAACAAGCCAGCUGGUCCGCGUGUUCGAUGGACCAACAAGCCAGCUGGUCCGCGUGUUCGAUGGACCAACAAGCCAGCUGGUCCGCGUGUUCGUUGGACCAACAAGCCAGUUGGUCCACGUGUUCGUUGGACCAACAAGCCAGUUGGACCAACUGGCUAGUUGGUCCACGCGUUCGAUGGACCAACAAGCCAGUUGGUCCACGCGUUCGAUGGACCAACAAGCCAGUUGGUCCACGCGUUCGAUGGACCAACAAGCCAGUUGGUCCACGCGUUCGAUGGACCAACAAGCCAGUUGGUCCACGCGUUCGAUGGACCAACAAGCCAGUUGGUCCACGCGUUCGUUGGACCAACAAGCCAGUUGGUCCACGCGUUCGAUGGACCAACAAGCCAGUUGGUCCACGCGUUCGAUGGACCAACAAGCCAGUUGGUCCACGCGUUCGAUGGACCAACAAGCCAGUUGGUCCACGCGUUCGAUGGACCAACAAGCCAGUUGGUCCACGCGUUCGAUGGACCAACACAACAGUUGGUCCACGCGUUCGAUGGACCAACAAGCCAGUUGGUCCACGCGUUCGAUGGACCAACAAGCCAGUUGGUCCACGCGUUCGAUGGACCAACAACCAACAAGCCAGUUGGUCCACGCGUUCGAUGGACCAACAAGCCAGUUGGUCCACGCGUUCGAUGGACCAACAAGCCAGUUGGUCCACGCGUUCGAUGGACCAACAACCAACAAGCCAGUUGGUCCACGC